Molecule: messenger RNA, 1566 nt
Organism: Ogataea philodendri
Lineage: Eukaryota; Fungi; Ascomycota; Pichiomycetes; Pichiales; Pichiaceae
Exons: 1
Coding region: 1-1566 (521 amino acids)
Biological process (GO): amino acid transmembrane transport
Cellular component (GO): membrane
Molecular function (GO): amino acid transmembrane transporter activity
Source: RefSeq, a predicted model, not a curated record
AUGUCUGAUAAAGGGAAAGAAGAGCAACUUUUUUCAACUGUACCCUCUGAUUCUCAGAGCAGGAGUUCUCAGCUGGAUUCUGAUGAAAAAAUCGAGAAUGUGGUUCUUAACAAGGAUUUCAAGUACAGACAUGUCAACAUGUUAGCUAUCGCUGGUGCUAUUGGAACGGGAUUGAUCAUCGGAUCGGGGACCGCACUGAAAAGAGGUGGGCCCGGUUCAUUGUUCAUUGCUUACGUGUUCACUGGCUUUCUGCUCUUGAUCGUUCUUAUGUCUCUAGGAGAGAUGGCAGCGUACUCACCAAUGGAUAAAGCUUUCUCGGGAUAUGCUACGCGCUAUGUGGAUCCUGCUUUGGGAUUUGCCGCUGGUUGGAAUUAUUUUUUCAAGUACGCUAUUGUGCUCUCUGCUAACUUAAGUGCUUUGGGGAUAAUUAUUCAAUACUGGAGGAAGGAUCUCAAUGUUGGAAUAUUCAUUGCCGUAUUUUUGGUUGCAAUCAUAUUUAUCAACUGGUUUAAUGUGAAGUACUACGGGGAGCUCGAGUUCUGGUGUGCUCUGGCAAAACUUUUGGUCCUAGCACUCUGUUUUCUUGUUUGCUUAGUGAUCACUUGUGGUGGUUCUCCGACCGGAAAAACUAUAGGCUUUCAGUACUGGAGAGAGGAGGCAUUUACAGAAUAUCUUGUGAAAGGGUCCACUGGCCGGUUCUUAGGAUUCUGGGCGUGCUGCAUUCAGUCAUGCUUUGCUUUUGUGGGGAGUGAAGCAAUUGGUGUGGUUUUUGGUGAGACUCCAAACCCCAAAAAGAACAUCCCACGAGCUUCUUUGCAAAUUCUGUUCAGAAUUGGUUUCUUUUACGUGCUUGGUGUGUUUUUGCUUGGACUGGUCAUUUCUCCGAAAAACAAACUGCUUGCAACUGCAUCUGGAAGCAACGCGUCUGCAUCUCCAUAUGUGAUUGCAUUCGAGGUUGCACACAUCAAAGUGCUUCCAUCAUUUAUCAAUGCUGCUUUGAUCAUUUUCGUUGGCUCUGCAGCCAAUACCGAUGUUUAUUUAGCAUCCAGAGCUUUAUACGGACUAGCUAAGGAUGGUCAGGCACCGAAAAUAUUUUUGACGUUGAACAGACAUGGAAUCCCAUACAACGCAUGCUUGUUCACAUCCAUGUGGGGACUUCUGGCAUUUAUGAAUUGUUCUGAGUCUUCGGCUACCGUGUUUGGUUAUUUCUCAAGUGCUGUCACAGUCUUUGGAAUCCUGAACUGGUUGAACAUUCUUUUGGCUUACAACGGCUAUUUCCGGGCAAUCAAGGCACAGAAUGUUCCUAGAGAGGAAGUUGUUUUUAGAAUGUGGGGCCAGCCUUAUAUGUCAUAUUUUGCAACCUUCAUGAUUUCAGUCAUUACAUUUUUCAACGGCUACAAUGCCUUCAUUGGCAAGUUUGAUUAUAAGCAAUUCAUAACCACUUACGUUGGUAUCGUUGCUUAUCUUGUCAUGAUUUUUGGAUACAAAUUUUGGCACAAAACGAAACGUGUUGAUCCAAAAACUGCUGUUCUUGAUCGUUCCUACAAGGAAUUAUAUGGAGAAUGA